UACCAAUGACAGCCAGCAGACGAAUUUCAGCAGCGCCGUCAGUUAAUACUUGGUGAACCAGCGUAUGACUGAUCACACAGAUGCGAAGCGUUUGCGAGCAUACGAUACGAUACGUCAGAAGCUUGAUAAUUGACUGAUUUUUUAAAGGUAGAAUUUGAGUAAUCCAAUAUGUCUAAGAAACCUGGGGCAACACAGGCCCUUCAUAAGGUCAUAAUGGUGGGAAGUGGAGGUGUUGGAAAGUCUGCCCUCACACUACAGUUCAUGUAUGAUGAAUUUGUCGAAGAUUAUGAGCCAACCAAAGCAGACUCAUACAGAAAGAAGGUGGUAUUGGAUGCCGAAGAAGUACAAAUAGAUAUUUUGGAUACAGCUGGUCAAGAAGACUAUGCAGCUAUCAGAGAUAACUAUUUCCGUAGCGGCGAAGGCUUUCUAUGCGUAUUUUCUAUUACUGAAGAUGAUAGUUUUCAAGCCACUCAAGAAUUUAGAGAACAAAUAUUGCGGGUCAAAAAUGACGAAAACAUUCCUUUUCUACUGGUGGGAAACAAAAGUGAUCUUCAAGGAAAACGAAAAGUUAGUUUAGCUGAGGCGCAAGCUAGAUCUCAACAGUGGGGAGUUCCCUACGUCGAAACUAGUGCAAAAACAAGAGAAAACGUUGACAAGGUAUUUUUCGACUUGAUGCGUGAAAUAAGGUCGCGCAAGAUCGAAGAUAAAUCUGCAAGUAAUGGCCGUGGAAAGGAUCGCGCCAAGAGAAAGAAAAAGAUGUGCAUUAUUCUAUAGGUAUUCUUUGACUUGAUGCGUGCUAUAGCUGCGCGCAAGGCUCAAGAAAAUCAGGGUGAGGGGGGUGAGCGAAAGAAGAAACCAAGUUGCUGCGUACUACUUUAACAGAAUUGAAACAAGAAUCAUCAUUUUCAAUGGUGUGUCUCGUAUCUCUGCACUGAACUAUAUACCUAUAACGAAGCAGAUAAAGAUAUAUUUCAUAUGGACGAGUUUCAUAUUUCUUUACGAUGAGAUAAUAAUCAUUAAGCCUGGACAUCUGCUUUUUCAAAGACAUUGCGGACGAAUCGUGCACCAUGAAUAUUCUUUGUUAUUGAAAUUUCGUACAAAUUAUUAGCAUUAACAAAUAUAUUGCGACGUCACAAAAAAAAAAGAAAAGGACACUACUUGCACUGUCGAUAUUUUGGGACAUGUGAUAUUUUUCUGUAAUUUUUCUACAACUCAAUACAUCAAUACCCAGUUAUCAUGUGCUAACAUUACUCAUCAAUAGUAUUAGAAAGAUGAAAAUACGACUACGACUGCGUUCGUACGUUAAUAUAUCAAUUCAGUUCCACAUCAUUUGUCUCAAUUUAGAAAAAGUAGAACAGAAAAUUACACUUCCAUUACUUUCUCUGUGUCGAGCAGCAUUCUGAAAACAGUUGUUUCUUUUUUCAACAAGCACUAUGAAACAUACAAAACGUCUAAGAUAUUAGUAGUGUGUUUUGAUACAUACAUAUUAUAUAGAAAUACAUAUUAUUCUUUUUUUCUUGUAGGUUUAUUAAGUCUCAGUGCUCGGAAUUUUGCGUUUUAUAAUCGAUAGGUUCAAAAAGAGCGAUCAAGGUACUACUUUAAUAAUUUCCCAGUGAUUGUGCGAGUGUAGAUUUAAAUUUUUUUCUUCAAAUAUAAAACAGAAAUUGCUAUAUUAAACUUUAUUUUCAUAUUUUUGUACUUUUCCAACUGGUGAACGUGCCUUUUCUUUAAUGUUAUAAAUUAGUUGAAUUUAAUAUCAGGAUGUUAUGUAACGAUUGUAGGCUUCCUCAUCAAGAAUAUAGGACUCGGCUUUAAAUUUUCGCUAGCGAGUAAAAAUGUGAAAUGACACAUUCAAUAAUCAAGCCCAUACUACAAGGGUCUCACUGGCCUAACGCUGACGCGAAUUUUAGAAAAAUCUUGAUACGGUAUCAUAGCUAAAAGAAAAUUAAAUCAACCCUAGAAAAAAAAAAAAGGCAGCAACAGGUCACAUUGUUUACGUAAGAUUCAAUUAUGACAAUAUCCGGUUAAUUUAUACACUUGUCUAUCGAUGUUUAUACAAACUUUGCCAGAUUUAUAUAAGUUGCUGAUAAAUGAAAUUUUCAUGUAUCAAAAAUUUACGAGAGUUCCUCGUUGAAUUUAUUAAUAUAUACAUAUAUUACACAAUACUAUCCACUUAAAUCAGUCAGUGAAUCACUGGACGAAUUGUAAUAUAAUUUAUGUACCUUUAAUAUGAAUACACGGUUGAUGAAAAUUU
Molecule: messenger RNA, 2254 nt
Organism: Athalia rosae (coleseed sawfly)
Lineage: Eukaryota; Metazoa; Arthropoda; Insecta; Hymenoptera; Athaliidae
Gene: Rala
Product: ras-related protein Ral-a
Exons: 6
Coding region: 169-774 (201 amino acids)
Biological process (GO): Ras protein signal transduction
Cellular component (GO): plasma membrane
Molecular function (GO): GDP binding; GTP binding; GTPase activity
Source: RefSeq, a predicted model, not a curated record